CGAGAUUUCAUUUUGUUAAAUCAACAGCCUUUUAUCCGCAAUCAACUUAUCUUUUUACAUAACGAUGGUUGCUCAAAAAAAGACAAAAAAAGCAAUUGAAAAUAUCAAUUCUAGACUUGCUCUAGUAAUGAAAAGUGGAAAAUGUGCUUUAGGAUAUCAACAAACACUAAAAGCAUUAAGAAAUGGCAAGGCCAAAUUAAUUAUAAUCGCUAACAACACACCCCAACUAAGGAAAAGUGAAGCUGAAUAUUAUGCUAUGUUAGCCAAAACAGGUGUACACCAUUAUAGUGGAAGUAAUAUUGAUCUUGGAACUGCUUGUGGUAAAUAUUAUAGGGUUGGAAUGCUUAGUAUAAUUGAACCAGGAGAUUCAGACAUAAUCAAAACACUUCCAUCAGAAGGCCAAUAAUGUUUAUUAUGUAGUUUAUAAAAUAUAUAAAUUUUAUUUAAUAAAAGACAUAAACAUCACAUUCAUAUAUUCAUUUUAUUAUUCUUCUGAUAUUAC
Gordionus sp. m RMFG-2023 is the source of this 502-nucleotide messenger RNA. Its product is annotated as large ribosomal subunit protein eL30-like. Bases 65 to 406 code for a protein of 113 amino acids. Gene Ontology annotation, molecular function: RNA binding; structural constituent of ribosome. Gene Ontology annotation, cellular component: cytosolic large ribosomal subunit. Lineage: Eukaryota; Metazoa; Nematomorpha; Gordioida; Chordodea; Parachordodidae. The transcript has 5 exons. The record is from RefSeq and is a predicted model, not a curated record.